GCGCCGUGAGACGAACAACGGUUCUCCUUUUCUGAACUCAGUUCCAUAGAAUCGCCAAAAUCAUGCUGAAUAAAGAGUGCUAAUUUUUAACUAACAGUUUACAAGUUCUUCAAUUAAACUUGUGCAUCGUGUAGUGCGAAAAGAUGCAUUUGGUGAAUUUGGCUAUACUUUUUCUGCUUGCAGCGAUGACAGCGUGCAGUCGAGAAGCGUGGCAGAAACCCGGUUGUCACAAAGUUGGCCACACACGAAAGGUUAGCAUUCCGGAUUGCGUAGAAUUUUCGAUUACAACCAACGCCUGUCGCGGAUUCUGUGAAUCGUUUGCGGUACCAUCGGCGCCGUUCGCUAUCGGACAUAGGCCGAGCCAGCCGGUAACAUCGGUUGGUCAGUGCUGUAACAUAAUGGACACCGAAGACGUUCAGGUGCGAGUUCUGUGCGUCAACGGGAUCCGAAACCUAACGUUUAAAUCGGCAACCAACUGUUCGUGUUACCACUGCAAGAAAGACUGACCUUGAGGAUGCUAGGCGAUUGUGAUCAAGAUCGGUUCUAAUGAUGUUUGAAUUGAACUGUUAUUUACAUUAGCUGUUUACCUCUGAGCCACCCUUACGCAUUAUUGUGAUGAUUAUGUAAAUUUGAAAAAAAUAUCCCUGUCGGGAUACCAAGUGUUACUGAUAUAUGUACACAAUAAUGAAACAGAAAAUAUAUUUUUUCACAAACAA
Molecule: messenger RNA, 716 nt
Organism: Wyeomyia smithii (pitcher-plant mosquito)
Lineage: Eukaryota; Metazoa; Arthropoda; Insecta; Diptera; Culicidae
Gene: Gpa2
Product: thyrostimulin alpha-2 subunit
Exons: 2
Coding region: 144-506 (120 amino acids)
Biological process (GO): cell surface receptor signaling pathway
Molecular function (GO): hormone receptor binding
Source: RefSeq, a predicted model, not a curated record